CAAUCCAAAAGAAAAACCCAUCAUUCCCCUCCAUUUCUAAAAUUUGGUAAAAGCGGCGAAAACAAAUACAAUGAUUAGCAUUCUCGCUCAGGAGCGUCUUCUUGGCGCUGCAUUGGGAAGCGCGUUCGCCGGGAUCGUCGUUUUUGAACAACGCAAACGCAUAUACGAGUCCAUUUCGGAUAGUCAGCCUCAGGUCGCCGCCAAAUCUCAGAGAAGAGAGGCAAUAUUGGGAGAGAGUUUUCGCUCAGAGAUUGCGUGCUUGUGGAACAGAACUGUGGACCAGACACUGGGACCUGUAAUUGCAUCUCUUAGUUCACGUAGAUGGUAGAAAUGGAGUAACUUCUUUAUAAAUAUUUUCACAUAACUAUUCUUGUGACAUUCGUACUUGUUGGACACAUUUGUAUUGUCUACCUUUUAUUUCUGAAUUACUGGGAAAACAUGCUCCCGCCUGGGAAACAGGUAAGAAACCUUGAUAAAUGUUGACUGCUGUUUUCUUUUCCCCACAAGUUAUUGCUGUUGAGAUAUUUAAAUUUACUUAUUGGGCAAUUGUAGUACAUGAUUGAAGCAA
Carica papaya (papaya) is the source of this 568-nucleotide messenger RNA. Its product is annotated as zinc finger, C3HC4 type family protein. NCBI's taxonomy places the organism in Eukaryota, Viridiplantae, Streptophyta, Magnoliopsida, Brassicales, Caricaceae. The record is from RefSeq and is a predicted model, not a curated record.